Molecule: messenger RNA, 173 nt
Organism: Morchella sextelata
Lineage: Eukaryota; Fungi; Ascomycota; Pezizomycetes; Pezizales; Morchellaceae
Exons: 1
Molecular function (GO): sequence-specific DNA binding
Source: RefSeq, a predicted model, not a curated record
AUGGCGACUGCAAAAAUCCAGCAUGUAGCAAAGGGAGUGUCCAAUGCCGCAGAUAUCAAUAAUCCAAUUCUCGAUACGUUCAACUACUUUCGUGAUGAACUCGACGAGCACCAAGACCGUCGUGAGCGGGUUAUCAAGGCUUCGCGCGAUAUCACUGCGCUCAGCAAGAAAAU